This is a messenger RNA of Prorocentrum cordatum, 514 nucleotides long. Lineage: Eukaryota; Dinophyceae; Prorocentrales; Prorocentraceae. The record is from the annotation of a GenBank genome assembly.
GAGUAUCCAGCUCAUGAAGGACAAGGAGGUUUUCGACGCCGCCGCGCUGCCCCUGGACGACUUCGCGCAGUCGCUCGGCCUCCCGUCGGCCCCGCCCGUGCCGGGACUGGGCAAGGCGGGGGAAGACGCGGAGUCGAACCCGCUGAAGAAGCAGAAGAACAAGUCGGCGCUGCAGCGACUCAAGGAUAAGAUAAAGUCCAAGAAGCAGGCGGCGGGGGCCGCCGGCGCGGCGCCCGGGGCGGCCCGCGCAGGGGCCGCCGGCCCCGCGGGCGACUCGGAGGAGGGAGGAGGAGCUCGGGGGGAAGCCUGCCGCCAAGCGGAAGCCGGGCCGCUGGGAGCGCCGGCAGCGCCAGAUCGAGCUGGCCAAGGCGCAGGGGUCGGAGGGCGCCGCCGAAGACGAGGGGGAGCUGCUGCUCCCCGUCGGCCCAGACGGCGACGGCGCGGCCGCGGCGCGGCCGCCGGCGCCCAGGGCGAAGCGCCUGAAGAUCCGCAAGAGCGGGGAAGCCGUCGGUGC